This is a messenger RNA of Rodentolepis nana, 642 nucleotides long. Lineage: Eukaryota; Metazoa; Platyhelminthes; Cestoda; Cyclophyllidea; Hymenolepididae. The record is from the annotation of a GenBank genome assembly.
AUGUUGCCAAGAGAUGGUGAUGUCUACGGUGGUUUCCCUCAAACUGUAAUUUUGGCCUCCUCAACAAUCCCUGGUGGCCGAAAGGUACCAAUUAUUGCAACAUCAGGUGACGGCGUUCCCAUUGGAUACAUGGUCACUUCCAACCCGGCAACCCUAGAUCCAAAAUUCAUGAACUAUGAGACUAUAGCACUCAAGCAAAAUCUCCAUCCACAUCAGUCACAACUACAGCAAUCGCAACAGCAACAAAUGUGCACCGACGAUACUUCUUCCAGUUCUACAGAAAAUCCCAAGAAUGCCUACAGCAGCCUCCUCUACCGAAUCCCUGACGAUAGCUCCGUCACUGUUGAAAAGAACUACAUGACAAUAAAUCCAGAACUCUUCCAACAAAGUAUCUAUCGCAGAUUGCAAGUUCCAGGUGAAUGUAAUGAGGUCAACACUCAGGAAAGGGAAGGUGCUUCAAAGAAAGUCGUUGUUUUGGCCCACGAGAAUUCGCCUGGUUGGGGGUGUGCUACGGAGCAAAAGAAGCCCCCAAAGGAUGCCUCGAAGAUUGAGAAGCAUUGUAGAUUUUCAAAUACUCAGGAAAUUGCCGGAACAACUUUAUUUUCCCAACCUAAUAAUUUCCAGGAAUCAUCCAGCAAAUGA